Gallus gallus (chicken) is the source of this 553-nucleotide messenger RNA. It is a transcript of the gene RPS15, whose product is annotated as ribosomal protein S15. Gene Ontology annotation, cellular component: cytosolic small ribosomal subunit; ribosome. The coding region runs from base 26 to 463 and encodes 145 amino acids. The record is from RefSeq and is marked validated. Gene Ontology annotation, biological process: ribosomal small subunit assembly; translation. NCBI's taxonomy places the organism in Eukaryota, Metazoa, Chordata, Aves, Galliformes, Phasianidae. The transcript has 4 exons. Gene Ontology annotation, molecular function: RNA binding; structural constituent of ribosome.
CCCUUUCCGCGCAGAGCAGGCCAAGAUGGCAGAAGUGGAGCAGAAGAAGAAGCGAACUUUCCGCAAGUUCACCUACAGAGGAGUGGAUCUGGACCAGCUGCUCGAUAUGUCCUAUGAGCAGCUGAUGCAGCUGUACAGCGCCCGCCAGCGCCGCCGCCUCAACCGGGGGCUGCGCCGGAAGCAGCACUCCCUGCUGAAGCGCCUUCGUAAGGCCAAGAAGGAGGCACCGCCCAUGGAGAAGCCCGAGGUGGUGAAGACCCACCUGCGGGAUAUGAUCAUCCUCCCCGAGAUGGUGGGCAGCAUGGUGGGCGUCUACAACGGCAAGACCUUCAACCAGGUGGAGAUCAAGCCUGAGAUGAUCGGUCACUACUUGGGGGAGUUCUCCAUCACCUACAAGCCGGUGAAGCACGGCCGGCCCGGGAUCGGUGCCACCCACUCCUCCAGGUUCAUCCCACUGAAAUAAACGGGAGCUUUGGGAAACGUGUUCUCUGUGUCAAUAAAGGAGUUCCCCCCUCGGCUGCCUCUGAUCUGGGGGAGGCCUCAGAGGAUCUGC